AUGGCUGACGAAAUAGAACUCACAACAUAUAAAACCCCAGAGAUAGACGUCUACAAGAAUGAAAGAUUUCAUAUGGUUCCCCGUGCAAGACUAGAAGCAAUAGCCACUACGGCUGGGGUGACGGGUAUGAUGAAAGGUUUCUUUGAAGGACUCAAAACCUCAUCAGUUCGAUAUUUGGUCGAAAAUGGUCAUCGACUUCCCAAAACUGUUGGAGGAUGGUAUUUUUAUCAUAAGAAGAAGAAUUAUGUCAUGCUUGUUGAAUCUACAAAAGUUGCUAUUAAACAAAGUUUAAAAUAUUCUGGGGUUAUAACUGGAUUUUUUGGAUUGGAAUAUUUAUUUGAUAGGAGUAGGAAUAAUACGAUAGAUUUCUUGAAUACUACUGUGGCUGCUAUGCUUGUGUCUACUUUCUAUGUUGGAUAUAAUCAGUUGAGUAUAGUGCAGUCUAGGAAAAUGAUCAUGAAGGGGACAGCUUUGGGAUUGGUUCUUGGGUUGCUUCAAGAUUCUUUGAUAUAUUCAAGAGGGGGGAGAGUUUGGUAUUUACAAAGAUUAGGUAUUCAGCCAGUAAGUACUGAGCCUGUAAGUCAGUUAGAAGCAUAG
This is a messenger RNA of Hemisphaericaspora subhashii, 597 nucleotides long. RefSeq lists its product as uncharacterized. The coding region runs from base 1 to 597 and encodes 198 amino acids. The record is from RefSeq and is a predicted model, not a curated record. The transcript has a single exon. Lineage: Eukaryota; Fungi; Ascomycota; Pichiomycetes; Serinales; Debaryomycetaceae.